GGUUGGCUCAAAGGGAGUGCCAGCUGGAGGGGUGUGUCGAAGCUAUGGAGGAAUGGACCGUCGGGUCCAUCGUUCUGGCAGCCGUGCUUGGCCUGCUGUGCCUGUGCUGCCAGUUCAUAUGCUGUUGCGUCUGCACAAAUGUUGCGGUGCAAGAGGAAGACAUGACCAAAGACGAUCGUGAAUUCCUGGUGCAAUCACGCGGACAAGCCGAAGAGCGAGCAGCACAGAAUACACCGUGGGCCUUUGACCACCAGCUUGACCAGCCGCAGCAAGCUGACGUAUGCUUCUCCUGUGGAACGACGUCGAACGGGAAAAAGAACGUGGAAGGUUUGAGUCAAGUCCUGGAAACAGCAGCGGCAGCACAACAGGAAGCUUGGAUGAGAGCGAAGGAGGAGAUCAAGGAGAAGAUACACCGGGAGGUUGGCCGCAAGCUGCGAUGUGAGAUGCGCCUGAUGUGGCUGCUUCCCUUGUUGUCCCUCGUGGCAGCCCCUUGGACCACCUGCGCUGGAGGCUCGCCGACCUGGGUUUACUUACUGUACGUCCCAGUGCUGCUUCGUGCGAAGUACAUCGAGUACCAACUGCUUCAGCAGCUCGAGGUCUGCGACGAGAUGCAGAAGGAUCUCGAAACUGCCUGCAACCAGCUACUCACCUGCAAGGUCCCCUGGUCUUUGAAGUUGAUCUUUGAGUUCUGCAUCGGUGCCUUCGAACAUUUCGAUUGGUUUACUGACGGCGCCAUGCCGGUCCAGGCAGCAGUCUGCGACCCGAAAGCAACGGACGUAUGGGCGACCACUUUCGAGGCCUCGUGGUUCCCCAUCUGGGUGCCGCUGAUCCGUGGGCUGCACUUCUGGGGCGUUAUGGUGAUUGCUCUGGUGUCUGCCGGCCUGGCCCAGCAGUUUGCUGCGACCUUGCGAUUGUGGAUCAAGAGCGGCAGCCCUGACGUGGCUAAAGACAACACCAUUGCUGCGGAUGCAGCGGGCCUGGGAUCCAUCGCAUUCUGGUAUGAACAAGAUGAACAGCUGGCGAAGACUCAGACUCAGGAACCGACCAGCAGAAGUCUGGCAACUUGCCUGUCAAAAGUUAUCAUGGAGAACCUGAUCCAGCUGUUUCUGCAGGCCUCCCUCUACGGCAUCAUCUUCGACGAGCUAGACAGGAGUGGGCACUGGAAGGUACUGGCUUCCAUGUGCGUCGGCCUGGCGAUGGCACUCUACAAGCUGAUGCCUGUGUGGAGGUACUUCGCAGUAGGAUGGACGGGUUUAUUUCGGCAGGGUGCACUGUGCGAGCAGAGAUGCUCGGCACUUUUCACGAUUUUGCUCGUGACUUCAGCUUACUUGUCUGGCCUGGUGUUCAUAGCUUGGAUCAUCGCCAAGAUUUCCUUCGCUUUUACAUGCCCCGAUCACCUUUGGGGCCUGACCACUGGCUGUGUCUCCAUGAACUCCACGGAGCACGCGCACUCACAUCACGUGGACCUCUGGCCCUUUUGA
Molecule: messenger RNA, 1481 nt
Organism: Symbiodinium sp. CCMP2592
Lineage: Eukaryota; Dinophyceae; Suessiales; Symbiodiniaceae
Source: the annotation of a GenBank genome assembly